Molecule: messenger RNA, 933 nt
Organism: Penicillium paradoxum
Lineage: Eukaryota; Fungi; Ascomycota; Eurotiomycetes; Eurotiales; Aspergillaceae
Product: Zn(II)2Cys6 transcription factor domain-containing protein
Exons: 1
Coding region: 1-933 (310 amino acids)
Biological process (GO): regulation of DNA-templated transcription
Molecular function (GO): zinc ion binding; DNA-binding transcription factor activity, RNA polymerase II-specific
Source: RefSeq, a predicted model, not a curated record
AUGACAACAGAAAUCAACUUCCACACUUCCGAUCAAGUACUAGUCGACGGGAAUGAAACAACACAAUCCCAACAGCCCCCGGAACCGUUCCGUCCAAAGCGGGCCAAGUGGGCGUGUCAGGCAUGUCACAAACGCAAAGUCCGUUGUGACGUGGUCAAUUAUGACACACCCUGUACCAAUUGCAGACUUGACAUAAAGGAAUGUGUCGCUACACCGAGGAGGAGACAGAAACCAAGAACUCGAAGCUCAAAUUGCCGUACAGAUGCGGUUGAGAUUGACCAUCCGCUCGCGGCUCUACUCGCGGACGCUUCCGCCAUAUAUCCUGAAGGCAAUACUGCCCAACCCGAGCGGGCUCCACAGAAGAGGAAAAACAACCCCCAGGGUACAGAUUCACAGAACUGCUCCUCACAAAAGAAACAACGACUUAAUAAGGGGCUCUCACAGUGCGGGGACAAUGAAGUGGCACAGUGGAUGGAGAUGAUGCCGCCAAGCAUCCUGGGGCAAUUCGAAGACAUCUCGCGACACAAUCGAGGGAACGUUGAUAAGCUCAACAUAGUACAAUUCCACAGCAAAUGUUCGGAGAAAUUACAACAGGCGGCCAAUAUCUUGACUGAAGUGAUCUUCAUGCACAAUUCUAUUUCAGCGCAACUUGAGACAUCACGUGGCCUUCAAGAAUCCGAUGGCCAAGACACCGACAAUCAUUUAGGUGAUGAUUUAAAUGAAACCAUGCAAUUUCCUCCAGGGUUUUGCCUCCCAGAUAGCGAAAAGACUGCGGACACUGCAAACACGUUGGAUGAAAGUGUGGCGCUGACCCCUGAGUCGCUUGACUGGGUCACCGCGUCAAAUUACAAUCUUUUCCUGGACUUGAACAAUUUCGACCUGGAUGGUCCUUUAUCGACGGCUCCGUGUGAUUCUGAAGCGAGUGCGUCUUGA